AAAUGAAGCAAAACGGUGGUGUGAUUUCUGCCUAUUGACCUGGACUAUUUUCGACCUGGGACUCUUUUUGACGUGUAGUUUAAGAUCUUGUUGAUCUACUAAUAUUUUAGCCAUUAGAUACGCGCGUGCACAAAUACUGGUAAUAUAUUUUGAUUUUCAUCAUGGCGGAAAUGAGUCCUGGAUAACUUAAUAUUUCAGGUCUAUAUAAAACAUGGCGCACCAAGCUCAACUAGCGAAUGUCAAAUACAGGAACUGGGUGAAGGCUGGACUUGGUAUAAAGUACGUUAAAGAAGGUUUGGAACCAUUCUGUGCCCACUUGGCUACACAACAACAUAUUGAUAUCCUGAAUAAAGUUAAACAGACACAAAAUCUUUCAGCAGUGUCUUGUGGGCAUUGCGAUGUACGGACUCUCCUGCCUCACCAAGCCCAAAAUAAGCCGUGCCCUCUUGGUCAAGAUCAUUGUAACUGUCAGUAUCCAAAAAGGAAAUCCUUUUGUCCAAACAAUGUAUGUGGGGCAAUCUAUGAUGAAAUCAUUCAACUCCACUCAUCAACCCCUCCAGCGCCAUACUGGAGGAACACGGAUGCACGUCAAUGGUGCACUGAACCAUGGUCUGUUGCAAAAUGUUUCAUAAAUGCUCCAGGAUAUGAACAAAAAUCGAAAGUGAGUGAGUUCGAUUGCCCUGGCUUGUUACAUCUGCUGAUAAACAAUAAAGGUUUUCAACAACACAUCAAGUGUGCAAUCUCUGGCAAAGACGUUUUUUCAAGGGUACGCAAGUCUAGAAAUGAAAUAUUUCAUUCCCAUACAAUGGAACUAGAAGACAAUGAAGUUAAUAGUUAUAUAGAUGAUAUGAUAGAACUGUUAGAAGAUGAAACUGAAAUUAAACACAGGCAAGAAUCUAAAGCUGCGGUCAUAAAGCUGCAACAGCUAAAGCAGACGAACUUCGCCAUAUCCACGGCAGACGAGGAUGAAGUCGUUCGUAUUGCUAUUGGAGAACUUCAACAGACAAAAGUAGAUGCAAUCAACGAAGUAAGAGCUACAGGUGUGGAAGGCAAACGCAAGCUUGAAGGGAAAAUGUUAGCUUUUACAUUGGGACUCGAGCAGAAACGGAAGAAAAUGAAAAAGGAAUCCAUGAUAAGAGAAAAUAAGUCAAAAAAGAACAUUGAACAGAAAGGAAUCGAAAUCAAAAAGGAACUGACAAGGCAAGAGGUAGAAGCAAAAGAAAAGCUAAAUCAGAAACUUCAAGAAUCAAAACUAGAGUUAGAGGGUCACAAACACUUGAUUGAAUGUUCGAAGAUGACUAUCACCGAGACUAGAAAAGAAGCUGCAACUGACAGAGAGGGAACAGAAGACAUGGUUAUCAAGGAAGACGAAUAUUUUCUGAGAGCCUCCAGUUUGCUACUGAAAGGAGGGCGAUUGAUGUCAAAGGAAACUUUGUACAAAGAACUGCGAAAGGCCGGGGGAAAUCUUGAUAUUCUUCUAAAACAACACAAAAGGAAACUGAAGGACAAAUUUUUAAAGGAGCAGAGGAAGAAAUUGUUUCCAGAUGCUGGAGUAACCGAUGUAGAAACAUGGGAUUUAGCUAUGCUUACAACGGUGUCACUGACGGUUUUUAAACAGUCACUAAACGACGAUGAGAAAAAUGGCCUAAAAUCUAUAAAAAGGAUGAGGGAUGAGAUUUACGCCUAUACUUCGUCGCUAAGUGCCGGUCAAUACGAAGAAAUCCGGAACAAAUUACAAAAAGCACUCACUUCACUGUCGAAUGGGUUAAGCGAAAAGAUGAAAGGCGACUGUUUUAAGAUCAUUCAGGAAUGUACAACUGGCUCUAUCAGUCCAUCAUUAAAAGCAGAACUUAUGAAACAGGUAGCUGAUACAGAACCCUCAUUGCGUGCUGUAAUGAACCAGAAAAACCAGAACAAAUUUCUUUGCGAAAUGAGAAAAGACCUAAUGGACAAAUUAAACAAGAUCUGUGCGACUGAAAACCGAAAUCAAAGGAUUAUAAAAGUGAUAGAUACUGAGCUAACGUUAAGUGGAGCUGUAAAUGAAAGCAAGAAAAUAGACUUGGCUGAAAAAAUCAUCACAACGGUUAUUAAUAGAGCAAAAAACAAAGUCGAAAACGAAAAUGACUUUCCGAGAAUUCGCAGUGUUGUUAAAAAGAUUCUUAAAGACAUUGAAAACGUGACUGAUGUUGAAAUACUCUCAGCAGAACAAAAGUGCAUCCUACUUAAAUUUAGAUGCACAACUUAUUUAGGUAUAUUAAACAUGCUGAUGUAUUUAGAGAGCAGGAGCUUCCUGGAUUCUCUAAAUGAUCUUGCCCUUGCACUGAGUUCCACUCUUCCUAAUGUGAGCGGUCAAUUCAGAAUAGAUGCGACAGUUACACCAGAAUGUUUGGAGGACCUGCUAGAUGAACUAAGAGCGAAAACAGUGGAAACUACGAAGUAUGAACGUACAAUACGAGUGCCGAUAAAGGUUGAAUCAGUACAAGAAAUUGAACGCAUAUGGUCACUGUUUGAAACUGGCGAAGCUACAAAUAGAUUGAAUGAAUUAUCAAAAGCUGUAUCCGAUGAGUUAAAUACAAAAAUAACAUUUACACCUUCUGUAAAUUUAGAGCAGGUCCAGGCAGCCAUUAAGGAAGCAGGUAAAAUGUCAGCAGAAGUGUCGCAGGAAGCUGUUGAAGACAAUGCUAGUUCUCCUGUUGAUGAAGAUAUGGCACACAAAUCUCAGUUUGAGAACAAGAAAUACUGGAACUGGGUGAAGGCGGGACUAGGUUUUAAAUACGUUAAAGAUGGUUUGAAACCAUUCUGUGAGCAUCUAGUUAACCAGCAACAUACAGCUAUCUUAAGUAAUGUCAAGUGGAAGCACAAUCUGUCGGCAGUAUCAUGUGGACUUUGUGAAGUACACAGACUUCAGCCUGAUCAUAUCAGAACGAGAAAUGGACAAUGUCCGCUUGGUCAAAUAGAUUGUAACUGCCAACAUCCAACUGGGAAAAUAUCCUGUCCUUAUAACGUGUGCGGUGCCAUUUACGAUCAAAUAACUCAACGUCACGCAUCAACUCCUCCUGCCCCAAACUGGAGGAAUACAGAUGCAAAGAAAUGGUGCACUGAACCAUGGAGCAUUGCAAAGUGUUUUGUCAAUGCUCCAGGAUAUGAACAGAAAUCAGGAGCAGCUGAGUUUGACCUUCCUGGCUUCCUGCAUUUGCUGAUGAACAACGUAGGUUUUCAGCAACACAUCAAGUGUGUGAUAACUGGUAGAGAUGUUUUCUCAAGGGUACGAAAGGCUAGAAAAGAACUAUUUAAUUCAAAUAGCAUGGAACUGGAUGACACUGAGGUUAACAGUUAUAUAGAUGACAUGACAGAACUCUUGGAAGAUGAAAAAGAAAUUAAACACAGAGAAGAAUCUAAGAUGGCGGUCAAAAAGUUGCAAAAACUAAAGAAGGACGAUUUCAUCAUAUCAACUACAGACGAGGCCGAAAUCCGUCGUGUUGCCAUUGCUGCAAUCAACCAGAAAGAAAGAAAACUUAAACAAACAAUAGUAGAUGCAACAAAUGAACUAAGAACUAAAGCUACUGAAGGCAAGCGCAAGCUUGGAGGAAAAGGUUUAGUUAUUAAAUCUGAACUCGAGCAGAAAAGGAAGAAAAUACGACAGGAGAUGAUGAUGAAAAAAGCUGAACUAGAACAGACAGGACAGAACAUCAAAAAGGAAUUGAGGAUGAGAGAAGAUGAGUCAAAAAAGAAAGUUGAAAUGAAAAGAAUAGACAUAGAAAAACAGCUGACCAAAAAACGGGUAGAAACAGAAGAAAAACUAGAGCAUAAACUUCAAGAAUCAAAAGCGCAGUUAGAGAGUCACAAAAACACGAUUGAAAGUUCAAUGACGAGUACCGCUGAAACUAAUACAGAAGCAGAGACUAGCAAGAAAAAAGCAGACUUUCAGGAGAAGCUGGUCAAACUAUAUAAAACGCACAUCAUGAAGGUACCUCCGUUGCCCCGCCUACAUAAAGAUAGGAGAAAUGUAAGUGACAUAUAUGUUUCUCCCUGGAUGACUGUACAAAUAAAAGAUGAAGAGUCUAAAAGAUGGAAAGAGCUUAAGAUUUCAACGCACCAACUAUUCAGAAAUGAUGAAAAGCCCGCAAAAUAUAUCUACGUAAUUGGAGAAGCUGGCUCAGGUAAAACCACGUUUUGUAAAAUGUUGGUGCAUUUCUGGUGUAUCGCUCAUCCGUAUCAAGAAUGCAGUUUAGACGAACGUGACAUACAUGUAGUUGAAGAAAUGAAGAGAUUUAACUUCUUAUUUUAUGUUUCACUUCGACACUUUUCCGAUCGUAAUAGUAUAGAAGAAAUGCUAAAGAAAUCAUAUAGUGAUCCUGCGCUUGGAGAUAUUUUACAAAAUGAAUCUUGUAAAUGUCUUAUUAUCCUUGACGGUCUUGACGAAUGGGACCCAGAAAGAAAACACAGUUCGCAGUUUCUAACCCCAGGACUUCCAGGACACGGGUUCGGUGCAGACUAUACUAUUAUUACAACUACAAGACAAUGGAAAUUUGAUGCUCUGCCAAUAAGUGAUAGCGAGGUAGAUAAAAAAAUCAAACUAAAUGGAAUUGAUCGGUAUGAAAUGAGAAACCUCACUAAGAAAACAGUCGAAAUAUUAAAUGACAUCUAUCAAAAAUGUAAAAAUGCAGAUGAGUGUAUAUUUGAUCUUGAAAGGAGAAAAGUGUCCGACAUUAGCCAUACACCCUUGGUCUUGCAACAACUAGUUUGUCUAUGGUUUAAUGAUAAACUCCGAGAUAAUUCAAUGUGUGAUAUAUACAAAAGCAUGUUAGAAUGCUUUUUUGAGUGGAAAAUACUUGGUACUUCUGAAAGUCAAAACCAACUUUAUGCUAUCAAGGCCGCAAGUAGAAAUGCACAUUUGACGAAGUACCUUUCAUAUUUAGCGUACGACACCUUGUUUGACAAAAAUAAAGAAACCACACUGACCCAGUUGGACAUACCAAGUGAUGUGAUAAAGGACUGUUUGGCCAGUGGUAUUAUAAAAGAAGAGCGAAUCAUAAGUUUUAGUGAAAGUAUACAAUCAUCAAUUUCCUUCUUUCACAAAUCGAUGCAAGAAUAUUUAGCUGCAGAGUAUAUAGCUAGUCAGUUCAGAGAAAUGCUAAAAUCGCAGAAGGAUGAACAUGAUCUUACAGAUGUCUGCGAAAAGUGCGUAAGGAAAUACUUCGGUAGUUGCAAAACAGCAGUUGAUAUUUUAGAACAGUCAAACGUGUUAAUCAUACUUUGUGGAUUAGAACCACGUUUGUUGACAAAUAUUAGUGAAUAUUUCUAUAACGUAACAAUUGUUGACAAAAUGAUGGUUAAGGAAAGAAAUAAAGAAAUGCUGGAUCCUCUUCAAAUGAGUCUAAAUCAUCAUACAUUGAUCAAUGAUAUUCAAACAUGCAUUUUAAAGUGCAUUGAAGAAGUUAUGUCGAUUACAAAAAAUGCUCGAUUACGUGUUUAUAUCGCCGAUCUUCACCCUUCUAUGGAUUUGCUACAUUAUGGUGAUAAUAUUGUUUUGAAAAAUGUUCUAUCUAUAGAAAUAGUAGACCGUGAAGACAGCAUGAUAGAAUGUUAUGAGAAAGAUGAUUAUGAAUGUUAUGAGAAAGAUGAUUAUGAAUGUUAUGAGAAAAAUGAUUAUGAAGAAAAAUUUUAUCUUGCCGUGAAACAUUUAGUAAAAUGUGAUCAAUUAAAGGUAAUUAAAUAUACAACUGAUACCUUUGGUGGCCGUAGGUCUAUUGACAAUGAAGUUACUACAAUACUUGAGAGAAAUGUUCGCACGCUUGAAACUAUCCAUUUGAGUAUACACGCUGAUAUUAUGAUAACACGUCUUGUUUCAAUAUUACCGAAAAUGCGACAAUUAAUUUCCCUCCAGGUGAACUCUGAGUCCUAUGGAAGUACUAGAGUUUUAACACGUGAUGAUUUUAAUCCGUUGUGUAAAUUCCUAGAGCAGACUACAAGUCUUCAACAUAUAUCGCUCAAUAUUUAUUGUAGUGAUGAAAACGUUGAAUACAUGAUAGACCUAUCAAAACAUAAACAACUUCAACAUGUUGAUUUUAUGGACGGUUCAUUUCGUAUGGUCAGUUGUAACACUGACAAUCUAGAAACAUGUAAGCUUUCCAUUGAAAGAGAUGACAUGAUGAAACAAGUGUGCGACAUUCUAUAUAAAGCAGAUAAAUUAAAACAUCUUGAGCUGUAUGGCCAUUAUUGUAGGAGGUCUUGCGAAACUGAUACUGAAAGUCUUAUCAGACUGCUGCUAUCAUUAGCCAGUCUCAGUACUCUAACGUUAGGGAACUUUAUUUUUACUGACAAUAUUAUAGCACGUGAUAUGAAGAAUCUGAAAAAAAUAACGCUUAGAUGUGUAAGAAUGAGUAUGACAACGUGGUGCAAGUUUAUAGACAGUCUUCCUGAGCUGCCACAAGUAGAAAAGGUAACAACUUCUGACAUGAACAUUAGAGAUGGGACAAUAUAUGGAUACAGUAUGCUUGAUGAAAAACAAGAAGCAACUGCACGCCAGUAUGUUAGAGAGAAAACGAAUUUAUUCCGUGUGACAGACGAUUAUACAGGUCCUUUAGGUCUUUUUGGAUUUACUACAAAGAAAUAGUGACUCUGAAUAUGAGUUUAUUAUAAUGCAAAGAUAGAUCAUGUGAGUAGGCAAAAAUGUUGACACCGUUUCAUGAAAAAGGUACAGCACAAAUGUUUCAUAUUAUAGCAUUUCAUGUAGGACCUUUAUAAAAUUAUGCAUUUAAGUUCAGUGUAAAAAAAUGAAGUACUUCUAGAAUAUUUAUUUUCAAACUGCAAAAAUAUCUUUAUUUGUGAAUUAUUGUAAUAAAACUAAAGCCUUUUUACUUCGGAUAGUUCUAGUCUGUAUAUAUAAUUACAAUAACAUUUUUUACAUAAUCUACAUGAUAUACAUGUACAUGAUAUGACAAACAGAUUUACUGCGUUAAUCACGCAAUGCAUAUUUGAUAUGAAAUAGAAGGAUUUUAGUUGUAUAAUAUUCUUAUCAUAUUCAUAACUUAACAAUUUGGAAAGGUUAGUUGAUUUAUCUUUAUAUUGAAUACUUGCUUUUUGUUUGAACUACUUUGACAUAAUAAUGUAUGUGUACAUGUGGCGGCUCACCACUUUAUAGUUGAACUUACUCAUAUGUCGGCAUGAUUGUACUCAAACAGUUUAUUCUGUGCUUAUUAUUCAGACUACUAUAUGUAAGUUGUAACAUUUCCGGUAUGGCUGGCAAUUAUGACAUGACAUCAGAACUAAAUUUUCGCACAGCAAAAUUUAAUGUUGAGCAAUAGACUGCUCCAUAUCACAGACUGUGGACCGGCGAUAUGUGUAAUAUGUCAUGUCAUAAUUUGACAUAGACAUUGGUAUACUGUAGUAGAUCUAAAUAUUUUCGGCAAAGUUUAUUGAUGUCUACUAUUGUCUUAAAGAGUGCGAACUUGUGUAACAUUUCAAAGCAGAUUUCGGUGUUUUUAUAUAAUUUAGUAAAUGUUGUUAUAGAGAACGUCUUUUACAGCGAGUCAAUAUUUUUCACUUAUUGAUUGGCUUGAUGGUUAGCUAUGUUUCUGAAACAUCGAAAUAUCUGCUUUCUUUACUUAUUAUAGAACAAUUCAACGUCUUCUAUACUUGAAACGACGUUAAAGUACAGUACUGUUUGGAUAUUUUUACCGUUGUAGUUUUAAAUUAUUAGAAUAAUAGAAAUAUGCACGAGCUCUGAGCGGAAUUAUUGCGCGAUUUCAGUUGUGCAAUAUUAUUUAAGAACGAGUGCAAAUUCCCAGAUGCAAAUCUAAUAAUCUUCUUAUAACAUACGCAUCUACGCUAUAACUUUGACAUGAACGGAAUUGCAAAUAUUGCCGUUAAAUACUUUUUAAACGUAACGAAAGAAAUGAAACUGAUGUCGCAAAUGACGUCGUGCUCCCAAUAGGAAAUUUGAACGUCAAUAUGGAAAAAAUGACUUUUCAUGUUCCACUGUAACUUACCGGACUUUAUAACUGAGUACAUUAUAUUGUGUUUCACAGCGACAUAAGACAGUUACUCAGCACACAGUCUGAUGAUUUGUGUCUUAUAUAUAUCUAUACAUUUGAUGUACAAGUCUGUAAAUAAAUUUUCAAAAAAAUG
Molecule: messenger RNA, 8130 nt
Organism: Mercenaria mercenaria
Lineage: Eukaryota; Metazoa; Mollusca; Bivalvia; Venerida; Veneridae
Exons: 15
Coding region: 212-6616 (2134 amino acids)
Source: RefSeq, a predicted model, not a curated record